AUGGUUUCACUUUGGGGCAAGAAAAACGAUAACGGAGACCGAGAAGAGCAGCAGGAUCAUGAAGAAGAGCAGCCAGUCACUGGACAUCAGCAGGAGGCAGAUGAGCGAACACGGCUGCUACCACGAGAUAACCACGCUUAUCUGAGUCCUGAUGAUCCUGCCGUCUCCCCGUAUAACAUCUGGGGCAUACGCGUCCUACGAGGAUUAUCAGCUUUAUUCCUCGCAAUUAGCUUCGUCUGGUGGACGUUCCUCCUCGUGUCCCUCUUCGUCAACCCGCCGGCGAUGCACACCCGUGGUUCCGGCUUCUUUCCGUUCGCCUAUACCACGCUGACCACCGGGUACCUUGUCAUCGCAUUGAUAUUCUUCUCUAUUCCGUCGAAGCCAAUGACAAUCUGGGGAGCCAUUCUCUCAGUCUUCCUCCUCGUCGACAUGUGCAUCAUCCUCGCCGUCCCCCGUCUCCGCGUUGAAGAAGGCUGGGUCGGAAUCGCAUCGGUAGUCUGGGCCACAUUCAUCGCCCUAUUCAAUGUCAUCCAAAACCAUUCCGUCGGCUGGGGCAAGCGCGAGGAAGAAGAGCGACUCACCGGCCGAGAAGAAACCCGCCGCCCCCUUCGCGAAUGGAUAGCCGUUCUGAUCGAAAUCGUCAUCAUGGGGAUCCUAGCCAUCGUCUCCAUCCUCUUCACUUUGACCCUCAUCCUCCGCGCCCGGGACGCUUCCCUUGAAGCCCCAGGUAAGAAAUACCUCGUUCACGGUGACGCUUACCAAGUCCACCUCGCCUGCGUCGGCAACACCUCCAACAAAAACGCCAACGGCGACCCAAUCCCCACCAUCCUUGUCGAAGGCGGCGAAGAACCCGUCGAACAAUCCCUCCAGCCCUUCAUCGACGACGCGUACCAAAACGGCUCCAUCCAGCGCUACUGUUACUGGGACCGUCCUGGUUUCGCCUGGUCCGACAACGCUCCCUCCCCGCAUUCCGCCGGAAUGGCCUCUGACGCCCUUUCCGAAGCCCUCGCCCUAGCCGGCGAGGAGGGACCCUGGAUCCUCGUCUCCGCGGGUGUUGGCGGCAUUUACAGCCGUAUCUUCGCUAGUCGCCAUCUCCUCGAAGUCAAGGGCUUCCUGCUCAUUGACACCCUGCACGAAGACCUCCUCAAGGGCCUUGGCAGACCCGGCCGCGGCUUCGUCAUCUGGCUCCGGGGAAUCAUCUCCCCGCUUGGAUUGGACAGGAUCGCCGGCGCAAUCUUCAAGGGCCGCUCGCGCGAGGACCGCAUCUUCGGCCGCUCCGCAUACCAAACCGGUAGCUUCAUCCGCACUAAGCUGCAAGAAAACCUCGCUGCGCAGACGAUCACAUACUCCGAAAUCCGCACAGCACAACAUGUCCAGAUGCCCGGUACGCCGGUAGUGGUUGUCAGCUCUGGAACUGAAGUCCGGAGGAAUGACAAGUGGGCCAAGAAGCAGGAGGAACUUACUAAAAUUACGGAAAAUCUGAAGGAUUGGGAUAUUGUUCGGGGUGCGCCGCAUGAGGUUUGGAGGGCUGCGGAGGGGAGGGCUGUUUUGGAGAAGAGGUUGCGGGAGUUAAUUGAUAGUUGA
Messenger RNA from Aspergillus chevalieri, 1584 nucleotides. RefSeq lists its product as uncharacterized. The record is from RefSeq and is a predicted model, not a curated record. Lineage: Eukaryota; Fungi; Ascomycota; Eurotiomycetes; Eurotiales; Aspergillaceae. The coding region runs from base 1 to 1584 and encodes 527 amino acids. The transcript has 2 exons.